AUGUCUGAAAUCACAUUGUUCACAGACUCUCGAUUUCCUUGUCCCCAGAGAUUGCGCCUCGUGAUCCAACAACUAGGGGUACAGCUCAAAGACAUCAAGGAAAUUGACAUUCUCAAAGCCGAGCACAAAACUCCGGAAUUCAAGAAAUUGAACCCUUCAGGUGCCGUUCCAUGUGUUCGAGAUGAUCAAGACAAUCCACCUCUAUGUCUCAGCGAGUCUCGGGCCAUUGCUAGAUAUCUAGCGAGUCGAUACCGUCACGACGGUGAUUAUUCCGAUGCAUUGGUUCCGGAUCCCAAUAAUUUCGUGGAACUGGCCAAAUUUGAAGAAGGCGCAUCAAUUGAGUUGACAGCCUUUGACGCCGCUGCCAACAAGUUGGUUUUUGAGGAGUAUUUCAAGCCAAAAUUCUUCAACCAGAAACCUGACCAGCCCGUGGCUGAGUCUUUGAGAGUUCAACUUGACAGAGUAUUUGGGAUCCUGGAAACGAGGCUGUCAAGCCAGCCCUAUAUGGCGGGCAUGAAACUCACAAUUGUUGACCUGUUUUAUUUACCAUACAUGUUCCAUCUAACUAGAGAAGUCUGGCCUUCUUGCCUAGAAAAUCGGCCAAACUUGCAAUCGUGGUGGAACAAAAUGACAAAGCUGGAUGCCUUUCAAGCUGUCCUGGUAGAUCCAUUUGCUACAUAA
This is a messenger RNA of Pochonia chlamydosporia 170, 681 nucleotides long. RefSeq lists its product as hypothetical. Gene Ontology annotation, cellular component: cytoplasm. The coding region runs from base 1 to 681 and encodes 226 amino acids. Lineage: Eukaryota; Fungi; Ascomycota; Sordariomycetes; Hypocreales; Clavicipitaceae. The transcript has 4 exons. Gene Ontology annotation, molecular function: glutathione binding; glutathione transferase activity. The record is from RefSeq and is a predicted model, not a curated record.